AUGGCUGCCUCCGCAGGUCCCAACCAGGUCGACAUGGCCUUCAGCCACGAGCCCAAGGUCGCCACACCUCUUUACGAGGUUGGCGAGAAGCAAGCCCUUGCUGGUGAGAAGCGCCAUUCGUCUUCUGCACUCAGCCAAGACAUCAACGCUGCUCCGGUCGAGUUCGAGGCCGACUUAGUUGGAGAGGAGCCCACCGAUGAGGACCUGAAGACACUCCGCCGUGUCUCUGGCAAGAUUCCGUGGCAGAUCUUCACUAUUGCGUUCGUCGAGCUUUGCGAGCGUUUCGGUUACUAUGGAUGCCAGGUGCUCUACACCAACUUCGUUCAGCAAGACCUGCCCAUCAUCGAGGGUGUUGUUCAGACCACUGGUAAGGACCCGCGUCCUGAAGGUCAGCCUGGUGGUCUCGGCAUGGGCCAGCGUGCAUCCUUCGGUAUCGGCACUUUCAACUCUUUCUGGGCCUACACUACACCCAUUAUCGGUGCCAUCAUUGCCGAUGAGUAUCUUGGUCGCUUCAAUACCAUCUUCAUCGCCAUCGCCUUCUCCAUCAUCGGUCACAUCCUGCUCAUCAUCUCCGCUAUCCCCAGCGUUCUCACGAGCGGCAACGCCAUCGCUCCGUUCAUUCUCGGUGUGAUCGUUCUUGGGUUUGGUACCGGGGCUUUCAAGGCCAAUAUCUCGCCCCUCAUUGCCGAGCAGUACAAGCAGACCAAGCCUCGUGUUAUCAUUGAUGAGAAGACCGGCGAGCGUGUCAUCUCUGAUCCCAACAUCACCCUCUCCCGUAUCUUCCUGUACUUCUAUAUGUUCAUCAACAUCGGUUCCCUUACUGGUCAGAUUUCCAUGGUCUACGUCGAGAAGUACGUUGGUUUCUGGUGCGCGUGGCUUCUUCCUACCAUCAUGUUCUGCGGCUGCCCCAUCGUCCUCUGGGUCUGCCGUAACAAGUACCACAGGAGCCCCCCUACCGGUUCCGUUCUCAUCCGCGCCUUUAAGCUCCUCGGUCUCGCUACCAAGGGUAAGUGGUCCAUCAACCCUGUCACCACCCGCAAGAACUUCAAGGGUGAGCGUUUUUGGGAGGAUGUCAAGCCUAGCCACCUCGGCGCGAACAAGCCCAACUGGAUGCAGUUCGAUGACGCCUGGGUCGACCAGGUUGCUCGUGGUCUCCGUGCUUGUUCUUGCUUCACCUGGAUUCCUCUGUACUGGAUGUCCUACAAUCAGAUGAACAACAACCUGACCUCUCAGGCCGCGACCAUGACCCGUAACGGUGUACCCAACGACAUCAUCACCAACCUCAACCCAAUUUCGCUCGUCAUCUUUAUCCCCAUUGUCGACAAAUUCCUCUACCCUGCGCUGCGAAAGGCCGGCAUCCGCUUCACACCCAUCAAGCGCAUCGCUUUCGGUUUCAUGCUCGCCUCGCUCGCUAUGGUUUCCGCCACAGUGAUCCAGUACUACAUCUACAAGACCGGUCCCUGCGGCAACGAGAUGAACUCUUGCGAUGAGCCCUCACCUAUUAACGUCUGGACUCAAGCUGUACCUUACGUACUUGUCGGUUUCUCCGAGAUCUUCACUUCCAUCACCGGUCUUGAAUUCGCCUUCACCAAGGCACCCAAGAAUAUGCGCUCCCUUGUCACGUCGUACUGGCACUUCAUGUCUGCGUUCUCCAACGCCAUUGGUCAGGCGCUUGUGUCGUUGUCCGAGGACCCGCUGCUCGUGUGGAAUUACGGUGUUGUUGCCGUGCUGGCGUUCCUCGGUGGUAUCCUGUUCUGGAUCCACCAAAGGCCGACGGAUAAGAACGAGGAUGUCCUUAACAUGUUGCCUGAUUCCAACUACAUUGGCAAGGACAAGAGGCACAGUGUGGAGAACCCUGACCGCGCCGCUUAA
Molecule: messenger RNA, 1872 nt
Organism: Didymella exigua CBS 183.55
Lineage: Eukaryota; Fungi; Ascomycota; Dothideomycetes; Pleosporales; Didymellaceae
Product: PTR2-domain-containing protein
Exons: 2
Coding region: 1-1872 (623 amino acids)
Biological process (GO): oligopeptide transport; transmembrane transport
Cellular component (GO): membrane
Molecular function (GO): dipeptide transmembrane transporter activity
Source: RefSeq, a predicted model, not a curated record